CACAGACACACACACACACACACAGACACAUUGACAGCAUGGGUGGCAUUGCAGCCAAGCUCGGGUAUACACAGCCAGAGGUGAAGGUGGUCAUGCUGGGGCUGGAUGCAGCGGGAAAGACAUCGCUGCUGUAUCGCAUGAAGCUGAAUGAGAACAUCACACCCAUCCCCACAAUCGGCUUCAACGUCGAAUCCAUUCCAAACGACACUGUCGAGCUCACUCUCUGGGAUGUCGGCCUUCGAUCAGCGGCGCGGAAGAUGGCCCACCUGUACAUAGCGACGACGGAUGCGUUGGUGUUUGUGGUGGACGCGACAGACCGCGAGCGGCUUGAUGAGGCCGUGGAGAUGCUGGUGGAUGAGUGCUUGCCCUCCCUGAACACACAGGCGCCCAUCCUUGUUCUUGCCAACAAGCAGGACAUCAAGGGCGCCCUCUCACCAGCGUGGCUUGGUCGCCUGGCUGUGGAUUUCCUGAGCAACUACUCGAGGCCCGAACCCUUCUUCCUCAAGGUGUCAUUCCACCGGCCCCACUCGCCCUACGACCCGCCGCAGCGUGUCAUCAAUCAAGUCCAGUCCCGCGGGCUCCCGCCGCUGUAUGUCGGCGACACCUGGGACGACAUCUACGCAGACGACCUCGAGAACUGCGGCCCCCAGCUGGCGGACGCUGACGAUCACGGCGACGGCCAGUCCGAUCACCGGCACUGGCGAAAGGGAUUUCCCUACUUCUUCUCCGCACGCGUUCCCUUCCUCUUCCGCUGGCCAGAUGGUGUCAACUUUCCCCGUCUCCACGCAACAGUGCAUGGGACGCUUCUCAUGGCAGAUACGGAAAUGAAAUACAUUUUCCACGCAUUUGACGCGACGGAGCAGCUCUUCAACAUCUCCGCCGAUCCACAUGAACUGCACGAUCUCAGCGGUGACCCGGCAUAUCAGCUGGAACUUGCCCUCUGGCGCGGGCGAAUGGUUGCGCAAUUUGAGCGAGAGGGACGUGGGUCAAACUGGGUCGUCAACAGCACGCUCCUGCAGAGAACACACGGUCAAGUGUAUUCUCCAAACUUUCCCCCGGGCCCAACGGCUCUCCCAAAGACACGCGUCGUCACAGACAGGAACGGGGUCAUGUAUGUGGACAAGUGCAGGGCGAACGAUGUGUCGCAGAUGUUUUCGGUGGACAACAGGACCAUCAUUCACCUUGCGUCAGGCCUAUGCGUCACAGCUCUGUCUACGAGCGCGUUUCAGGGCCCCGCCCCCAUUGUCAACGCAUACUGCGUGCCAGGCUCCACGCAACAGCAGUUUUUGAUUGGCGCGUCUGGGCGCACGUGUGCAAACUGGUUUGACAGCCUGUGCAUCACGGUUGAUGCGAGAUACCCGGACACCACAUCCAGGUGGUGGUCGCUUCCGCAGCAGCCGAAGCGGAAACAGCGGAAACAGCAGCAGCAGCAGCAGCAGUGGGGAGAACGACGGCAAGAAGAAGAAGGGCAGCAGCGCAAGCAGCGACAAUGGGGACACGUUGCCAGCAGCCCGUGAUGCUCGUGGUGGAUGGAAACACUAGCGAUGACAUGUAUUUGUUACACAACCCUGUUUUGGGAUUGUUGGUUGGUUGUUUCACGUUGCCAACCAACCUACAUGAACGCGCACACUGGUCCAAGCGACAUUCAACAAUAAACGUCACACAGAC
Molecule: messenger RNA, 1668 nt
Organism: Salpingoeca rosetta
Lineage: Eukaryota; Choanoflagellata; Craspedida; Salpingoecidae
Product: ADP ribosylation factor
Exons: 12
Coding region: 39-1517 (492 amino acids)
Biological process (GO): intracellular protein transport; vesicle-mediated transport
Cellular component (GO): cytoplasm
Molecular function (GO): GTPase activity; GTP binding
Source: RefSeq, a predicted model, not a curated record